Melampsora larici-populina 98AG31 is the source of this 549-nucleotide messenger RNA. RefSeq lists its product as uncharacterized. The record is from RefSeq and is a predicted model, not a curated record. Bases 1 to 549 code for a protein of 182 amino acids. Lineage: Eukaryota; Fungi; Basidiomycota; Pucciniomycetes; Pucciniales; Melampsoraceae. The transcript has 6 exons.
AUGGAUGACCCAGUCAAGGAGAUUGAAGACGUUAUUCGCUCCAUCACAGAGCCUUAUGAGGCAACAACCCUUGCAGAAAACAUUGAGAAGUACUUCACUCGCGAUGCACAGGUACUCCACCCAUUCAUCAAUCAGCCAUACAGCCAAGACAACGGGAUGGAGGACUUGAAGGGGAUCUACAAGAUCCUUCGGGUCCAGUCUUUAGACAACAAGAUCGAGUUCCACGCCGUGAUGUUCAACGAGGACAAGACCGAGGGUACUAUCGAAUUGACCGAACACAUGACGAUGCGAAUGAACCCCAUCGCUCGACUCACAUCAUCUCGAGCAGCGGUGCGAUUCAUCGUACGCAUUAGCCUGAGGAAAUGCGAGGACGGGAAGUAUCGCAUCUACAGACAAGAAGAUAAUUUUCCGAGCGAUCUCACCAAGUCAGGAGUUGCUACACCUAUUCCUGGGUUGGGAAGUUUGAAUUCUGCAAUCAAAAGCUUCACUGGGUUUGCCACCGUCAAGCUGGGAAGAUUCCUUCUUGCCUAUGGAUGGUUUGGCCCAUGA